AUGGCGAUUGCCUUACUGUUUCAGUCUAUUUCAGAGGCGUUAAUUCUACAGCUUGGAGAACUUGAUACAGCAAAAUCUGUGUGGGAAGCCAUACAAGCGAGACAUGUAGGAGCUGAAAGAGUAAAAGAGGCAAGAUUGCAAACACUGAUGGCUGAAUUUGACAGGAUAAAGAUGAAAGAAUCUGAUACAAUUGAUGUAUUUGUGGGAAAGCUUUCGGAGAUAACAUCAAAGGCUACGGCACUUGGAGAAGUCAUCGACGAACCAAAACUUGUGAAACAUUUUCUGAAAAGUCUACCACGAAGACGAUACAUACAUAUUAUUGCAGCACUAGAGCAAGUUCUUGAUCUAAAUUCCACUAGCUUCGAAGACAUAGUUGGGAGAAUGAAAGCUUAUGAAGAGAGGAUUGGAGAAGAAGAAGAGGAAGAUGAACAAGAUGAUCAACGAAAACUUAUGUAUGCAAAUUCAGACUCACGACCAUCCUAUCAAGAUAACUAUGGCGGAAACAGAGGACGAGGAAGAGGACAAGGUGGUCGAUCACAUUGGAGAGGUAGAGGACGCGGUCGUUAUGGUUCAUGGUAUAAACAGGAACGUGAUGAUUCUAAGAUUACAUGCUAUAGGUGUGAUAAAUUGAGACAUUAUGCAUCGGAUUGUCCUGAUAGACUACUGAAGCUUCAAGAAACAAUUGAGAAGAAGGAAGAGGAUACACAAGAGGCAGAUAAGCUUAUGCUACAUGAGGUAGUUUACUUGAACGAGAAGAAAGUAAAACCAAGCUUACUAGAUUUUGAUCAGGCUUCAAUACACUUGUGGUACCUUGACAAUGGAGCCAGCAACCACAUGAGUGGGAACCGAUUGUUCUUCUUUGAGAUGGAUGAAACCAUCAAGGGAAUGGUAAAGUUUGGGGAUGAUUCGCGCAUUGAGAUAGAAGGAAAGGCUCCAUACGUUUCGUGCUGGAGAAUGGUGACAAGAAAGUUCUUGAUGGCGUAUACUUUAUUCCUGGUCUGA
Molecule: messenger RNA, 1002 nt
Organism: Raphanus sativus (radish)
Lineage: Eukaryota; Viridiplantae; Streptophyta; Magnoliopsida; Brassicales; Brassicaceae
Exons: 1
Coding region: 1-1002 (333 amino acids)
Molecular function (GO): zinc ion binding; nucleic acid binding
Source: RefSeq, a predicted model, not a curated record